AUGGUGUUCUCCUUCUGUUUCCUUUUACUUACCACUUAUUACAUUGCGGCAGCGGAUGAGUCCAGCGAAUCAGCGGCAGAUAAUUUGCUCCCUCAGCACUUCUACUGGAACCACAUUGAUCCGCACUCUAUUGAGCUGAAGUGGGACGUUGACAAAUUGGAUGAGUCGUACGCAGACCUCAUCGAAGUAUCUGCUGUUGCAACAACCGCCCCGUUUAGGGUAAAAAGUGUUCCUUUCUCCCUUGGUACACUUACUCUCGAAGACCUGCAGCCCGACACUACAUAUCAUGCAACUGUUAAGGCGCUGAGCAUCGCAGGCACCGUUUUCACGUCAAACGAGGUGUUCAGAACACCACCCAUCGGUAAGUCAUUGGUCAUAUUUUCCGAUUUCGCCUCUCUCUGUUCAGCAAUAUCACAACUUUUCGCAGCGAUGGCAAAAAUGGAGGACGGAUUUGUAACUAAACUUCCUCAGCACUACCGAUGGAUUCGUGUGGACUGGAGAUCCAUUGAUUUGGGAUGGGACGUCGACGCUUUGAGUGGACUCAGAGCAGACGAAAUGAAGCUAACCGCGUACUACUACACUAACUCUAUCAACUACGUGUAUCAAUCUGUCCCCUUCCUUUAUGACAACCUCACUCCUGAUAGGGUGAAGUCCAGCACCCUCAACGAAAUGCAUCGUACAACCCAUUCACAAUCAUACCGCAACUCUUAA
Molecule: messenger RNA, 711 nt
Organism: Hydatigera taeniaeformis
Lineage: Eukaryota; Metazoa; Platyhelminthes; Cestoda; Cyclophyllidea; Taeniidae
Source: the annotation of a GenBank genome assembly